Messenger RNA from Manis javanica (Malayan pangolin), 2941 nucleotides. The record is from RefSeq and is a predicted model, not a curated record. NCBI's taxonomy places the organism in Eukaryota, Metazoa, Chordata, Mammalia, Pholidota, Manidae.
AAUAUAGCUGUCACGUUCAUGAUUGUUCAUUACUUAUCUUAAAAGUUUUAAAACACAUGCCAUAAAACUCACCAUUUUAGAGUGUACAGUUAUGCGGCUUUUAGUUUAAUUACAAGGUUGUGUAAUCAGCACCACUAUUUGAUUCCAGAACAUCGUCAUCACCCCACAAAGAAACCCUGCAACCAUUAAUUGUUGAUCCACAUUCCACUCCAAACCUCCCAGCCCUGGCUACCAUUAAUCUUUCUGUCCCUAUGGAUUUGCCCGUUCUGGACAUUGAACAAAAAAUGUCCUUUUGUGUGUCUGGCUACUUUAACUCAGCAUCCUGCUUCCCAGAUUCAUCCACCUUGCGGUAUCAAUCAGUACCUCAUACCUUUUUUAUGGCUGAUUAGACUGCACCAUAGGGAUAGACCACGUUUGUUUAUCCACUCACCGUUUCAUGAACAUUUGAGUCACUUCAUGUUUUACUGUUAUAAUUCAAAAACCCUGUGGUUAGCUAAAUACAUGUGAUCUCGGGAAAGGCCAAGGAGUGAAUUUGCAAUGCAAGUCAGGUGGAUGAACAAGGAGGUCUUCCAAUUAUUCAGAGACGGAGUAUGGGGGAAGGGCCGCACAAACAAAAUACCCCUCACUCCUAGCACAGCUCUCGGCGUUUUUCCCGGGUCAAUGCGGAGCGCAGGUCUCCCGCUUCCUCGGACCCGCAGCUGACCAGACUCGGAGGCCGAUGCUCCCGACGGCCGGGAGGGGGCGCGCGCGGGCUCAAGGGCGGGCCGGGCGCCUCCCGGAUCCCCAGCCCGCGAGGGCCGCGGUACCCCAGGCCCCCAGCAUCCCUGCCGGGCCCUUGAAGACCAAGGACCGAGCACCGACUCGAACGGCCUUCUGCGGGCCGGGGACUGGAUCGGACGGGGAGGAUCCCUCGGUGACCGCCCGGCAGCUGGCGGCGACGGGGAGACGCGAGCGGGACUUCCCUGCACGGCCCCCACCCGCACAGGUGCGGCCCUGCCCCCUGCGUUCUAUUCCCCGCCGCGCCCACCGCUCCCAGGGGGCCGCCUACCUCACUGUUCCCACGGCUCCUCGCCCGCCCCCCAGCCCAGCUGUGGGCCCCCCACUCUCACCCCAGAGCCGGGUCUUCGCGCAGUUGUGCCCCUAAGGGCCGAGUGCGACGAUGGGCGGAGAGGUGCAGGGGAGCAGGACCCCGAGGGCAGGGGCAGCGCGGAGCCGCGCGUGGGACGCGAGUGGAAGGGUCCCGAGAUGGAGGAAGAGCCGGAGGCCCAGGGCCGGCGGGCCCCGGUGAUGCCGGGGUUCUUGUUCGCGGAGUGAAGAGCUCCGCAAACACUCAACGUAGGAGAGCAGGGCAGAGGCCUUUAGAGAUAAAGUGAGAGGACAGAGAUGGAAGGGACAAGAGAGCCCGGGGUGGUGCGUUGUCUAGGGGAUUUAUAAGCUGUUGAGACACAAAGGGCUAGGGAUGCAGACCUGCUAAAUGGUCCCAAAAUGUCAUUUUUGAAGAAACAUUAAGUUCCUUAUUAGUCUUCCGGGUUAUUUACAAGAAAUUUACUGCUUUGAUUUCCUCCCAGGAUAGCAGCUUCCUGGUCUGGGAGCAUAUCACUCAAGAUUGCCUGCUUUGCUCCCAAGGCCUGGACGCGCCCCCGCGCGCCGAUUGGUCGGAUCCCUGGUUCGGCUCCCCUGGAGGAAGCGGAGUUCGCCCGGCAGCGGGCCCCCGCGGCCCUAUUGCGCAUGCUCGCGCCUUGACCCCAGCUUGAGGUGACUGACCGAGCCGAGGCGGGGACCCCAAGCUCGGAGGCUGAAGGACCCGCCGCGGCUCAUUUGCGGGAAAAGGAGGGCCCUGCUGCUGUCGCCGCCCGGCCGGUGACCGGUGCAGCCAGCCCAGAGAUGGUUAAGGGGUCUGGCCUCCUGGCUGAGGACCCAGCAGUUGGUGCACAUUGAUGGUAUUUCUGUCCCAUAUAUAUGAAGGCCAGAUGCCCAGGAGCCCUCGGUGACGGGAAUUCUCCAGCCACUCCACAGCCCUGUCUCUGCCCAGUGGAGACAGCCGCGGCUCAGGCACAAGGACGGAGACCCAGGACUGCGAGGUGCCUUGCUGGGGAAGAGGAGGAGAAACCCAUCGGCUGGGGCCUGCGUGUGGCCUGGGGGACGGGCCGUUGGUCUCGGAAUGCCCCUGCCCGAGCCCAGGGAGCAGGAGGGGAAGAGCGUGAGAGCCGCCCAGGAGCCGUCCCCCGAGUCCCCUGAGCCAGGCACAGAUGUGGUCCCUGCUGCCCCCACGAAGCCCAGAAAGUUCUCCAAACUGGUCCUGUUGACAGCUUCCAAAGACAGUGCCAAAGUGGCUGGGGCCAAGCGCAAGGGUGUGCACUGCAUUAUGUCCCUGGGGGUGCCCGGGCCUGCCACUCUCGCCAAAGCCUUGCUCAAGAUCCAUCCUGAGGCUGAGCGGGCCAUUGAGGCAGCCCCCCAGGGGCCUGAGCAGAAACGCAGCAAGGUGGACACAGAUCUGUCUGGGCUCUGGGGCCACACCCCACAUGGUAACUGUGGAGAAUUGGAACAAAGCUGCCCUUCCUCAGAUGGAGAGAGAGCAAGGGUCAUGUCUCAGACCGUGCGGCUCCCCGAGGCAGGUGCCUCUGGCCAGUCAACAACCCUGUCAGCCUCCCUCCCUGUCUAGCUCUGUGCCUGGGGCACAGCCUUGCCUGCCUCCUGCCCCAGCCCAGGCCAAGAGAAGAAGAUAGCAGCAGGCUCCCCAGGUUUGGUCCGGAGUUUCCCAGCAGUGGUCCUGUGCCCCUGGGCUGGCUGCCUGUGGGAGCGUGUGCUUGGAGUUGGUCAUUACUUCUCUAGGUCAGCAGCGCCACAGAGGCCCAGCACAGCCCCUAGUGGGCUGAGAACUCCAGGCCCGUCACCCACCCCUCCUUUUCCCUUUGACACCAGCCUGACCCACCCCCUUCUC